CAGCUCUGGCUUCAGAUGUUCAUCCUGCCUCGGGUUUGCGUAAUGUUCAGCAUCCUCCAGCACGCCUGUGUGUGGGAUGCAGGUAUUGCCACAGAGUGGGUGCUCAGGAGUCCAAUUGCUGAAUGGAAGGUGUGCGGAUUUGCACCUUGACAGGUGCUGCCAAUUUGCUUUCUGAGGGGACUUCCAGUGCAGCAAUUCCUCCCACCAUGCCUCUGAAGCCAGGGGUGACUGAGAGCAAGGUUGCCUUCUCUUCUGCUCCCGGAGCCCUGUCGUGGUGCUUCAAACAUGUGGGCCCAAACUGGGAUAGAAGAUGGAUUUGGAUCAAAGAGCAGCAUCUCGCAGAGGCUGUCGCAGACGCAUUCUCUCCCUGCCUGGGCUUCUGUGGAAUGAGGCUCAGGCUCCUUCUCUCAAGACACUGGUGCAUUGCAGGUGCGUCUCUACAGAAGUUUGAUGGUGACAGCGCCUACGUGGGGAUGAGUGACGGAAAUCCAGAGCUCCUGCCAACCAGCCAGCUGGACCUUUGCAGAGAAAGUUUGCUGAGCCCUCUCCUAGUACACCCAAGAAAAAGUGCCAAGAGACAGACUUAUAACAGCCAGAGCGAGAGCAAUGAAGACUAUGAGAUCCCUCCUAUAACGCCUCCCAACCUCCCUGAGCCAUCCCUCCUGCACCUGGGGGACCACGAAGCCAGUUACCACUCGCUGUGUCACGGCCUUGCGCCCAACGGUCUGCUCCCUGCCUACUCGUACCAAGCUAUGGAUCUCCCAGCCAUCAUGGUGUCCAACAUGCUAGCCCAGGAUAGUCACCUGCUGUCUGGCCAGCUGCCCACGAUCCAGGAGAUGGUCCACUCGGAGGUAGCUGCCUAUGACUCAGGCCGGCCAGGACCCCUGCUGGGCCGCCCAGCGAUGCUGGCAAGCCACAUGAGUGCCCUCAGCCAGUCCCAGCUCAUCUCUCAGAUGGGCAUCCGCAGUGGCAUCGCCCACAGCUCCCCAUCACCCCCAGGGAGCAAGUCAGCGACCCCCUCUCCAUCCAGUUCUACACAGGAGGAGGAGUCAGAUGCCCAUUUCAAGAUCUCGGGAGAGAAGAGACCCUCAGCAGACCCAGGCAAAAAGACCAAGAACCCAAAGAAGAAGAAGAAGAAGGACCCCAAUGAGCCACAGAAGCCUGUGUCGGCCUAUGCUCUCUUCUUCAGAGACACUCAGGCUGCCAUCAAGGGGCAGAAUCCCAGUGCCACCUUUGGGGAUGUGUCCAAAAUAGUGGCCUCUAUGUGGGACAGCCUAGGAGAAGAGCAGAAACAGGCAUAUAAGAGGAAGACUGAAGCUGCCAAGAAGGAGUACCUGAAAGCCUUGGCGGCCUACAGAGCUAGCCUCGUCUCCAAGAGCCCUCCGGACCAAGGCGAGGCCAAGAAUGCUCAGGCAAACCCACCAGCUAAAAUGCUCCCACCCAAGCAGCCCAUGUAUGCCAUGCCCGGCCUGGCUUCCUUCCUGACGCCCUCCGACCUACAGGCCUUCCGCACUGGAGCGUCUCCUGCCAGCCUUGCCAGGACGCUGGGCUCCAAGGCCCUGCUGCCAGGCCUCAGCACAUCCCCACCACCACCUUCCUUCCCUCUUAGCCCCUCACUGCACCAGCAGCUGCCACUGCCCCCCCAUGCACAGGGCACCCUCCUCAGCCCACCUCUCAGCAUGUCCCCAGCCCCUCAGCCUCCUGUCCUGCCUGCUUCCAUGGCACUCCAGGUGCAGCUGGCGAUGAGCCCCUCGCCUCCAGGGCCACAGGACUUCCCACACAUCUCCGAGUUCCCCAGUGGCUCAGGCUCCCGCUCACCUGGCCCAUCCAACCCUUCCAGCAGCGGUGGGGACUGGGAUGGGAGUUACCCCAGCGGGGAGCGCGGCCUCGGCACCUGCAGCCUGCUCCCCAGGGAUAAAUCGCUCUACCUCACCUAAUCCCGCCUCCCCUCCCUCCCUGAGGCUCUCCGGAGGGCACUGCUCCGAGCCGGAAGGGCUGACCACAGGAGAGAGGCCAUGGCAGCAGGCAGGGUGACCGGCCAGCAGUGAUACACCUAUGCCCCAAGGCUGAGUCUCUCCCUCGACCUCCCACCAGACUCUGCAGAGGCAGCCCACCGCCCACCACCAGCCCAAAGAACCUGCAGGAACCUUCUGCCCGCUGACCUGCUUGCUCCAGGGUAGCUGUGGACCCCACUCCUUGGCCUGCACACAGUCCCCUGCGUCUGGACUUCUGGCCCCAGCCCAAGCUCACCGGGCUGCCCCCCCUCGAGGUUGCUUUAGCAACAGACACCCACCCCAGAUGCUGAGCCAGCCACAGGUGUGCUCUCGGUGGUGUACACAAAAGAUCCUGAAACCCGUGCGCUGUGGGUUCCGUGUAAGUAGUUCACUGUUUUAGAACCGUGCUGAAGACAUCUGUAAGAUUAUUUUGUGGGGAGAAAGAAAGUUUCCUUUAAGGUUAAAAAAAAAAAAAAGAAAGAAAAAAAGAAAAAGAAAAAAGAGAGAAGAAAAGAAA
Molecule: messenger RNA, 2511 nt
Organism: Phodopus roborovskii (desert hamster)
Lineage: Eukaryota; Metazoa; Chordata; Mammalia; Rodentia; Cricetidae
Gene: Tox2
Product: TOX high mobility group box family member 2
Exons: 11
Coding region: 123-1937 (604 amino acids)
Biological process (GO): regulation of transcription by RNA polymerase II
Cellular component (GO): nucleus
Molecular function (GO): chromatin DNA binding
Source: RefSeq, a predicted model, not a curated record